Messenger RNA from Tupaia belangeri chinensis (Chinese tree shrew), 447 nucleotides. It is a transcript of the gene CUNH17orf107, whose product is annotated as chromosome unknown C17orf107 homolog. The transcript has 4 exons. The coding region runs from base 10 to 447 and encodes 145 amino acids. NCBI's taxonomy places the organism in Eukaryota, Metazoa, Chordata, Mammalia, Scandentia, Tupaiidae. The record is from RefSeq and is a predicted model, not a curated record.
GCGGCGGCCAUGAGGGGGAUCCCCAGCUCCUUGGACACCUUGCUGUGGGUCUACCACUUCCACAGCUCCACCGAGGUGGCUCUCCAGCCCCCGCUUCUCUCUUCCCUGGAACUGGCCGUGGCCGCAGCCCGUGAGUAUCUGGAGCAAAGAUUCCGAGAGCUGAUGUCCCUGGAGCCGCGGGAGCUGAAGGACCCCGAGAAGCCGCCCGCCCCGGAGCCCACCCUGGGGCUGGUACUAAGAGAAGCCGCGGCUAGCAUCGUGAGCUUCGGCGCCACCUUGUUAGAGAUCUCAGCACUGUGGCUGCAGCAGGAGGCACGGCGACCAGACGGCGAGAUACUCCGGAGACCUCAAGGUGGCGUCCAGCAGCAGUGCGGAGGACCGGGGACCAGGGACUCCUUCGCUGCCCCAGCCCCACCCCGAGUCCAAAUAAAGCCCAGGCGGGGAUGA